CAAGCGAAAGUUAUAUGUUAAUUUCUUAGUUUUCCCCCUUUAUUAUUUUGUUUUCAUCAUUAGUUUACAACUUCUAUGUCCGAAAAGUGCAAUGGAGUUGAAUCACACGAGAGUGAAACAAAGUAUAGUCAACCGAACAAUGGUGUACGCAGAUUUUCUAUUGCCGACGCUUCGGAAGAAAGUGUCUCGAUUAAAGAUGUUUUCAGAGGUUUCGAGAGGAGCCCUGUAGUCACACUGACACGGGCUGAUAUAUCGCCGUAUCUUAAGAAUAUGAGACAGAAAUCCACUGAGAAAUCUCAACUGGAAAAGUGUCUAUCGAAGUUGGAAUUCGCCCUACAUUCUAGACGGCUGGGCGACAAGUGCUCCAUCAGCGUUCUUCGCCACGAUCUUAACUGGCUCAAAAUGGCCUUCCAAAAGGAUCCUAACAAUCCUAUUUUUGAUGCCAGCUUCAAUAUUGCUAAGCUUAAAUGUAAGAUUUGCAAAAAAGUGUACGCCAGCGAGAAGAAGUUACAGAACCAUCAGGAGAACAAGCACAUGCUCGUUUACAAGUCGAACGACAAGCCCCAGAAGCGGGUGUCCUUCUCGGACCAAGUGAUAGUGCACGAGGUGAAGGAAUACCACAAAUGUAGGAAGUGCACCAAGAUAUUUGAGAAGUAUAACCUCCUCAAGCGCCAUAUGAAGCAAAGACAUAAGAAACGUAAGUGCUACAUUUGCAAUUAUUGUAACAAAGACUUUGUUGAUAGGAUGUUUUUUAAAGUGCAUAUAAAAUUGCACUGCGACGUCUGUGGGGAUCUCUCGCCCAACAGGUCUUCGUACAUCGAGCACCGACGGAGAGUGUGCAAGGUGUUGAAGUUUCACAAGUGCAAGACUUGUGAGGAGUCAUUUUUCAAGUUCAUGGAUUUGAAAGACCAUAGUUACGAUCAUUUGCCGACUACUUUUGUCUGUGACGUCUGUAAAGACCAGUUUCCGUCUAAAUGUGCCGUUGCACAUCACAUUUCAUUCCUUCACUCUAAGACUCGCCCAAAGUCCUUGUACAGUAUGCGCACACUAGGAAGCGAGAGAUUAUACUUGUGUAACUUUUGUGAAGAGAGCUCGGUAGAACGGGAUGAAGUAGAGAAACAUGUAGCAUUGUUGCCGGACUUGACAAACCGUGCCAUGACAGGGUACAAGGACUACUAUUUCUGCGAUCAGUGUAUGAAAAAGUUUGAUGUUGAAACAGAUAUGCUUCAGCACAAAUGGACGCAUUUCCUGAAGACCAGCGACAACUCCCAGUUGCGGCCGAAGAUUGUGAAACCUAAAACGGACUUCCAGAGGUUUUACAAAGUAGACGAGGUCCCGGAUCACAUGCAGCCGCAGGUUAUAUUGGAACGGAUCAAAGUAGGAGGGAAAGAGUUGACGGAUUCCAUUGACUUUGUGGACGUAAACUGCUUCGAUGAGUACACAGGGGAGAUAAAGAAACCUGUGGUUGACCCUGUGUCGAAGAAGACUAUAAUAUCUAAACAUCAGUGUCAGGUAUGUGGAAAGUACUAUUCCACUAACUAUUGUCUCAACCGCCACAUAGUCACCCAGCACUCGGACUACGAGAACCUGAAAUGCAAAGUGUGCGAGGAGACCUUCUACUGGCCAUCUCUUCUCCACAACCACAAAUGCAUCCGUCUCAAUCUGCCCGAGAUACCAUUUGACGAUGCCAGACCCGAGAUACACUUCGACAACUUGAAUGAGAUACAAAUUGAUGAUCUGCCUAUUACUGAGGAUUAUAUACAUACAGUGGACUUUGAGAUUCCCGCUCCCGUGGUUGAGCUUACAGAGUACAAUUGGGGGCAGAGUCAGAAUAUACAGAAUUGUUAUAGUGGGUGCAAGAUUGUUAUGCAGGAGGUACCUAUUGAGUUUUAA
Messenger RNA from Cydia amplana, 1893 nucleotides. Its product is annotated as zinc finger protein 62 homolog. The transcript is spliced from 2 exons. Bases 76 to 1893 code for a protein of 605 amino acids. The record is from RefSeq and is a predicted model, not a curated record. NCBI's taxonomy places the organism in Eukaryota, Metazoa, Arthropoda, Insecta, Lepidoptera, Tortricidae.